GUACGACUGGCGCCGCCACGAAGAAUCUGUACACUUUCCUCAGAAAGAAUGGAUCUGUAUGCCUGACGGCCCGGCUUACGACGAUGACGAUGGGACAGCACGUUGUGUCUUGUGCAACGAAGCUCUCCGACUGCCCUCACACUUCGAAACCCAUAAUUGUGCCAGUUGCCUUACAAACCCGCGUGCCGAACGUACCUUUACGCGCAAAGACAAGCUUCUCCAACAUAUCGCUCAGGUUCACAGGAUCGUCCAAUUCGAGAACGAUAAAAAGCUUAAUUGGUGUCGACCUAUCCAACAUAAGAUCACAAUCACUUGUGGCAUUUGCGGUAUACACCCCACCACUUGGGCAGAGCGCAGUGACCAUCUCGCCAAUCAUUUCGCAGAGGGACAUGGCAUGCAAUUUUGGAUUGGCCCGCCCGGUGGGAUCGUGGCAAACAACGGCGACACUCAACCUGAAGUUCAAGCUAACCAAAGCCAUAGGGAAGAUCUUCUCCAACAGAACCGCACCAUGUGCCCGAUCUGUCCAGAGGUCUUGCCAACGCACUUGGAGGCUUUAUACCACAAGCGUGUGGCGCACAACUACUACUGCAUCACGGAUCAAACCCCUCCGUAUAGCUGUCCAGCUCCAAGAGUAGCUACGCCGCCACCUAAGCCUCGCAAUGAUAUGAGGCAGGUUAGUGACACAACCUUCACAGUCAGCACAAAGAAGCGGGUCGAAGACAAGAGCUCGCUGUCAACAAGCUGGAAGGAGGGUGAUCCGAAUUAUGCAUACACAGGUGGAGGCCCGACUACAGCUUUCAUGCCGAACAACAGCCUCUACACGGCAUCGGCCAUGAACACUAGCACAGUCGGCAGCCAGCCCUCUACUAGAAUGCCUUUCACGAAACCCUCCCACCUGGCCGCCCUCAAAGCCUCUCGCGGAGACGUCGAAUAUCCUACUCGAGGUGCCGAUAGCUUUUCUCUCCCAACUCCUGGCUUCGUCGUCGCUACGCGGCGCAAUCUCACACAGUGGAGGGGACAAGGGGGUGUGCCACAGAAAUUAGUUGGAGAGAGUGGAGCACCGAAGGCGCCAAAUUGGAAGGAAGGCACGGGGAUGAGACUAGCGGGUGAUGGGGAGGUAGGCAAUGGUGGAGGGCCGAGUGGGAGUGGGAACGUGAAGGCGGUUUGGGGGCCAUGGGGGCCGAAGUGAGGGUGUUUUCAAAGCGAGUAUUGGGUUUCUUUUAUGCACGGCCAUUAGCAGUGUAGAUGGGAGGGAAUGCCUUACGAUGUGAUGAAGACCAAAUGGUCAUGAUUUAUGAAUUGUAGAACGGCGUUUCGUAGAUCUCUGUAGGGCUAGAUCACGUGUAUUCACGUGAAAGAUGCCAAGAGAGUGAAUUGUUUAUGCCUUGGAGCCCGAUCUC
Mytilinidion resinicola is the source of this 1400-nucleotide messenger RNA. RefSeq lists its product as uncharacterized. NCBI's taxonomy places the organism in Eukaryota, Fungi, Ascomycota, Dothideomycetes, Mytilinidiales, Mytilinidiaceae. The transcript has a single exon. The coding region runs from base 59 to 1189 and encodes 376 amino acids. The record is from RefSeq and is a predicted model, not a curated record.